AUGUCAGAAUCUCCACCUCCAUCACCAUCGCAGCACGCGACUGCCCACGCCUACGCCAGCAAUGGGUUAGAGAUCCUCCAAGCCGCCAGCGAUGCUGCGCAGGCAAUUCAAAACCCUCAAGCUCUGCAACAUGCAGCAGCAGCAGCCGAAGCCGUGUCCCAGGUAUCCCAGCAGCCCCAGGGUUUGGGCAUACCUGGAAUACCUCAAGGCGCCGACUUGACACAGCAGCUUGUCACCGGCCCAGGCGGAGUGAUGCGCGAUCCGACCAUCAACCCCAAGUUGACGAGACUGAGACGGGCCUGCGACAUGUGCAGCAUGCGAAAAGUGAAAUGCGACGACACAAACAUUCCCUGCCGGCCGUGUCGCGAACUGGGCGUCGAGUGCACAUAUGAGCGAGAGACCAAGAGACGUGGACCUCCCAAUAAGCAUGCUGAGGCGGCAAAGGCAGCAAAACGUGCACGUCUCGAGGUGGCUGCUGCUGGCUUCCCUGCCUCACCGUCGCCUCAGAACGCAGCCAAGACCUUGAUGAAUAUUUCGUCAGAUGGCAUUCUCGAUGCCGAGUCGAUUGCGCCAUUGCCCGUGUUGGAACUCUUGGUGGACGACUUCUUUACGUAUAUCCAUCCCCUGGCGCCGUUUCCUCACGAGCCCACGUUUCGACAAUCGUUUGCGAACCGAGAAGAUCGAACUCGGCCCGAAUUUCUGGGGCUGCUGGCGAGCAUGAUUGGCGCUUUGGUCGCGUCGUUCCCCAGGAGUGCGAGAGAGCAUCUCAAGGCGCAGCACAGCACGCAUCUUUUCCCUAAGGCCAUUGUCCUCGUUGAAAAGUGUCGCGACAUUGCCCUUCUUACGCGAGGGAGCAAAUGGGUCUUGAAACAGCCCAAGACAUUGGAUGAUGCUUGCACCAGCUAUUUCCUCGGUCUCGCGGGCGCUUAUACGCUGCAGUGGAAUCCAGCACGUCAUUUCAUGUCCGAAACGCUGAUUUUGAUACGGGAGCUGGGCUUCAUGCGGCCCAAACAUGCUGGGGAGCUGCCAACCUUUGGUGCGGAUCCAUGUUCGAAUGAGCCGCUGCCGUUUAAUCACGUAAAGGAUCAGAUUGGGAAACGUUUAUUUUGGUGCCUGUUGUUGGGCAUUCGGUCCAUGGCGCAACUGGGCAUUUCUGGCUCAGACUUGGUCAUUGCUCCGUCCACACCAAAUUUACCGUACCCAUUGUACCCCGAGAAUGUCGAUGACAUCUGCGUCGUGGCGAAUGAGAUUAUUCACCAGGCAGAAGGCAGCGUCACUCUCCUAACGGGGUUCAGAUUCGGCAUUGACAUAUACACGACGAUGAAUGGGGUUGUGAGCCUGGAGCUUGCUUAUGGAAUGAGCACCCUGCCAUGGGCAGACCAGCGAAUUUUACUACGGGACGGCCUGAUUGCGGCUAAGAGCAUUACCGACAAUCUCCCACCAGAGCUGCAACUUUCAACGCAAGGCGAGGAUGCCAACUCACUCGCAACGCUGGAUGCAUCGGGGCUGCAAUAUGUUCCCCCGGUCUGGCCAAACGCCCAACCAUCCCAUGACGUGCGCAACGUCAUCAAGACACAGCCCGCUCAACGUCGUCGCCUCCAGUAUGAGAUCCAAAAAGCCAACAUCUUCAUGUCUCAACUAGCGACUCGCUCGUACUUUGUGGAGUUGUACUUUAACCUCCGAGAUGUGCACCUAACCGAGGAACAGAACAAUCCGGUGGAGAAUCGAAGCGAGGAGGAGCGAGCGCUGCAAGAUGCGGACGACAAGGAGAUUUACGGCCUUAUGGCAGCAGAGCGGGAAUUGAUUGUUCAAAAUCUCCUAGAAGUCCUGGGAUCUAUUUCCCAGCGAAACAUGGAACCCAAUGGGCUCUCACUCAUCAACAAGAUCCGCCAAGUUGCAUCGACGCUAUUAAACGACUCGGCGGACCGCAAAGGACCAGUGGCCAUGAAAUCGGAAGAGGCACUCUCGCAACUUAUCGAUAUCCUAAUCAAGUUGGAGAAGACGGGACCCGCGGCGGCCAGUCGAGCCAGCGAUCCGAGUCAGAUGACGGCCGAGGAUGAGGAAGAGGAGCUGAGGCACUGGGCUGAUUUGAGAGAGUACCAAUUGCGGUUUGCUGCCAGCGGGGAAUUUGCAGGCGUAUGA
Molecule: messenger RNA, 2142 nt
Organism: Pochonia chlamydosporia 170
Lineage: Eukaryota; Fungi; Ascomycota; Sordariomycetes; Hypocreales; Clavicipitaceae
Product: fungal transcriptional regulatory protein
Exons: 2
Coding region: 1-2142 (713 amino acids)
Biological process (GO): regulation of DNA-templated transcription
Molecular function (GO): DNA-binding transcription factor activity, RNA polymerase II-specific; zinc ion binding
Source: RefSeq, a predicted model, not a curated record